AGCGGACCGGCCUCCCCACCCCGGUCCUUCCACCAUGCACUUGCUGGGCUGCUUCUCUCUGGCGUGUUCCCUGCUCGCCGCUGCGCUGCUCCCGGGUCCGCGCCAGGCGCCUGCCGCUGCCUCUGCCUUCGAGUCCGGACUCGACUUUUCCGACGCGGAGCCGGACGCUGGUGAGGCCAAGGCUUAUGCAGGCAAAGAUCUGGAGGAGCAGUUGCGAUCUGUGUCCAGUGUAGAUGAACUGAUGACUGUACUCUACCCAGAAUAUUGGAAAAUGUACAAGUGCCAGCUAAGGAAAGGAGGCUGGCAACAUAACAGAGAACAGCCCAACCCCAAUACAAGGACAGAGGAGACUAUAAAAUUUGCUGCAGCACACUAUAAUGCAGAGAUCUUGAAAAGUAUUGAUAAUGAGUGGAGAAAGACUCAAUGCAUGCCACGUGAGGUGUGUAUAGAUGUGGGGAAGGAGUUUGGAGCAGCAACAAACACCUUCUUUAAACCUCCAUGUGUGUCCGUCUACAGAUGUGGGGGCUGCUGCAACAGUGAGGGGCUACAGUGCAUGAACGCCAGCACAAGCUACCUCAGCAAGACGUUGUUUGAAAUUACAGUGCCUCUCUCUCAAGGCCCCAAACCUGUAACAAUCAGUUUUGCCAAUCACACUUCCUGCCGAUGCAUGUCUAAACUGGAUGUUCACAGACAAGUUCAUUCAAUUAUUAGACGUUCCCUGCCAGCAACACUACCACAGUGUCAGGCAGCAAACAAGACUUGCCCCACAAAUUACAUAUGGAACAAUCAUUUCUGCAGAUGCCUGGCUCAGCAAGAUUUUAUUUUUUCUUCCAUUGCUGAAGAUGACUCAACAGAUGGAGUGCAUGACAUCUGUGGGCCCAAUAAGGAGCUGGAUGAAGAGACCUGCCAGUGUGUCUGCAAAGGGGGACUUCGGCCUUCCAGCUGUGGACCCCACAAAGAACUAGACAGAAACUCAUGCCAGUGUGUCUGUAAAAACAAACUUUUCCCCAACUCAUGCGGGGCCAACAGAGAAUUUGAUGAAAACACAUGCCAGUGUGUAUGUAAAAAAACCUGCCCAAGAAAUCUACCCCUAAAUCCUGGAAAAUGUGCCUGUGAAUGUACAGAAAAUCCACAGAAGUGCUUCUUAAAAGGAAAGAAGUUCCAACAUCAAACAUGCAGUUGUUACAGACGACCAUGUACAAAUCGACUGAAGCAUUGUGAGCAGGGACUUUCCUUUAGUGAAGAAGUCUGUCGCUGUGUCCCCUCAUAUUGGAAAAGACCACAUAUGAACUAAGGUCAUGCUAUUUUCCAGUUCAUCAUUUUUCUAUCAUGGAAAACUGUGUUGCCACAG
Messenger RNA from Tupaia belangeri chinensis (Chinese tree shrew), 1351 nucleotides. It is a transcript of the gene VEGFC, whose product is annotated as vascular endothelial growth factor C. Lineage: Eukaryota; Metazoa; Chordata; Mammalia; Scandentia; Tupaiidae. Gene Ontology annotation, cellular component: membrane. The transcript has 7 exons. Gene Ontology annotation, biological process: induction of positive chemotaxis; positive regulation of endothelial cell proliferation; response to hypoxia. The record is from RefSeq and is a predicted model, not a curated record. Bases 35 to 1294 code for a protein of 419 amino acids. Gene Ontology annotation, molecular function: chemoattractant activity; vascular endothelial growth factor receptor 3 binding; growth factor activity.